UUGGCGCUGUCAUGGCUGGUGUGCUGAAGAAGACCACUGGCCUUGUGGGAUUGGCUGUGUGCAAUACUCCUCACGAGAGGCUAAGAAUAUUGUACACAAAGAUUCUUGAUGUUCUUGAGGAAAUCCCUAAAAAUGCAGCAUAUAGAAAGUAUACAGAACAGAUUACAAAUGAGAAGCUGGCUAUGGUUAAAGCGGAACCAGAUGUUAAAAAAUUAGAAGACCAACUUCAAGGCGGUCAAUUAGAAGAGGUGAUUCUUCAGGCUGAACAUGAACUAAAUCUGGCAAGAAAAAUGAGGGAAUGGAAACUAUGGGAGCCAUUAGUGGAAGAGCCUCCUGCCGAUCAGUGGAAAUGGCCAAUAUAAUUAUUAAGUGACUUUGGUGUGUUAAUGGGAAACUGAUGUAAUUAAAUAUUGUUAUAUUAAAAAAAA
This is a messenger RNA of Nomascus leucogenys (northern white-cheeked gibbon), 428 nucleotides long. Its product is annotated as NADH dehydrogenase [ubiquinone] 1 alpha subcomplex subunit 5. Gene Ontology annotation, biological process: respiratory electron transport chain. NCBI's taxonomy places the organism in Eukaryota, Metazoa, Chordata, Mammalia, Primates, Hylobatidae. The record is from RefSeq and is a predicted model, not a curated record.